This is a messenger RNA of Vidua chalybeata, 3218 nucleotides long. It is a transcript of the gene ZDBF2, whose product is annotated as zinc finger DBF-type containing 2. Lineage: Eukaryota; Metazoa; Chordata; Aves; Passeriformes; Viduidae. Bases 53 to 946 code for a protein of 297 amino acids. The transcript is spliced from 8 exons. Gene Ontology annotation, molecular function: zinc ion binding; nucleic acid binding. The record is from RefSeq and is a predicted model, not a curated record. Gene Ontology annotation, biological process: genomic imprinting; epigenetic programming of gene expression.
GAGACGGGGCGAGGCGAGGCGGGGCGGGCACCGCGGGCUCGGUGCAGCCGGGAUGGGACCCGCGCCUUGCGAUGGGAUGAGAGAAGUGUCCUGCACUGCAAAUGGCCUCCUGUUUGACAUUUAUUGCUUGCUAGUCUGGAGUCAGCUUUGGUGGAUGAGGAAGAUUGGUGACUCUAAGAUGUUUGAGAGAAUCAAACGGCCUGAUGAAGCUUCUGCUUCUUCAGCACAAGGAAUCCAAAGACAUGGUGUUGAGGGCUCUCCACGACAGGACAGCAGCAGCAGUUUACACAGAAGAGGACAAGAACAUCCUCAGCCUGGAGCAUCCACUGUGCAAAAUAGACAAGGAUACUGCAACUGUUGCCACGUACACUACAGUAAUCUGGAACAGCAUAUUUUCAGCUCCCAGCACAGACAUUUUACAACAUACUGUAGGAAUCGUAUGGGUACCAGUAGCUUGAUGGAGCGUUUCCUUCAGGAUGUUUUGCAGCAUCAUCCCCACAGAUACCAUGACAGCAGACCAACCUAUGAUGAUAUGCCAUUCCCUGUCACUCUGGAGGCUCCUAGGAUUUCUUGCCUAUCCUCAGAAGAGAUGCAGAAAAAGAGGAAUAGUGAGAAACAGGAGAUUUCCAGCAAAGACCAGGAGUUCAUUAGUGAAAUAGGCUCUUCUGUUCCAUGCCUGUCUCGUGAGGGCACAAAGAAAACUUUUGUUACACAAGCAGGUUUUCAAAAACUUCAAAGAGGCCGGGAACAUGUUCCAGGAAUAUCUCAGCAGUCUAUUGGCAUUUGUAGUGAUAAGAAAUGGGUAAAUCUGAAAUAUGCUCGAAUUGCAGAUCAUAGCCAUGAAGCCAGCACCUGGAAGAAGGAAGGAGGAAAAAAGGAGGUCAUAGACAAUGCAGUUGAAGUGCUAGAGUUCCAGAAAGCGCCAAGCCAGUCUAAUGUGAAAUAAAUACACGUGUAAACUCAGCUCUUGCUCCUGGAAUAUGGGGACACAAUGUAUUGCACUGUUCUACUGUGUAAAGCUGCAAAAGUUGUGUAUUUGAUUUAAAAGCACUUAUAAUCAUAUUUACUAGUCUUCACCUGUAUAUCAGCAAAAUGACCUUGAAUGGUAUCAUAUUGUUAUUAUGGUAUUAUCAGUGCAUAACAGUGCACUAUAAUAAGGUAAUUUAGAAGCUGUGUUAAUUAAUUGUGCCUAUUUUAAUUUUUUUACAUAAUUCUAAAGUGCAGAAGAUGACUCAGUUGCUAUGCUAGAAAUUUAAUGAAGAUACAUCAGUCAGGGCUGAAUUCUGUGUAUGUAUUUUGUGUUUGUAUAUAUGUGCACCUUCUUCAACACAUAAUAUAUACUUGCCUGUGGAAUGGCAUUAAAAUUAAUACAGUAUGGUACAAUUCAGAUCAAUUCAAUGCUUUCUUGAAAUGAAAUAUAAUUUUACACAUUUUUGUAUUGAUUUCUUUGUUCCUGAAACCAAGUCCAAACCUUUUAUUUUUUUUGGACUGAAAGUCACUGUGGGCUCUCAUCAAGCAAUAACGGACCAUGCUGGUAAGAAAAUAUGUCUCCUUAGGGGACUGUUCGAAUGGUAGUAGCUGAAAUGAAAUCUUGAAUUCUAAAAGAAAUAUAGGGUUAUGUUUGGAGACUUUUUUUGUUUGUUUUUAAUAGCUUGUUGAUUAAAAUUGUAGGUGAAUUUCACAUUCCUUAGUGGGAAGGAUGGAAAAAUUAUAAUGCAAACAAAUAGCAGUAAGUUGUUUUAGAAUGUGAGCCUUGAGUUUGGGGUUCUAUGCUUUUCUGGCUUUAUUUGGGGUAGUGUUGGUUAAAUUUUUAUGGACUAGAGUUCAAACAUUUUUUCUAAGUUUUCAGUAAAAUAUUUAAAUAAACCUAACACAGCAUCCAUCUAAAUGUAUUAGAGUUAAAAUAUUUGGUUAAAAAACCUGGUUGAAUUAAAAUUAUAUUCCACAGAGAUUCAAGUUUGGCCACUGAUGUUCCAUCUACUAUGGUUUUAUGGCAAAAAAACCCCAAACCUAUGGUGGUUUAGCUUAGUUUUCUUUCUUUUUUUAAUAAUUGUUAUGAUGACAGUUUAUUUGAUGUGGUUAGGAGACAUAAAGCCAGUCUUACGGAUGUUUCUGUGGUUUAAAACCCAAGAUUAAUGGUUCAUUUACAGUAAAUUAAGCACACAGUUAAACAUCAUCAUAAUCCAGGCUCUGGUUUUCAAAUCUUCAAUGUGAUACAUUAUAUAAUCUAUUUUACCUUGAAGGUCUUAAUAAAUUCUCUAGUGGUACAAUACAUUUUUCAGAACACAAGAAAAACGUGGAAAACACCAGACCCUGCUGUCUCUGGCAUUGAACAUAUCUGUGCAUUUUCCCCUCAGAAAACAAACUGUUCUUGAUUCUUCAUUCACUUCUUUCUGAAGUGUCAAGGGUCACAGAUUUGGACUGAGAUAAAGGUGGACUUGGUAAUGGUUUCUUAUAAUAUACAGUAUCUGAAGGAAAUAUAAAAGCUGUCAUCAUAAACCACAUGUUCAGAGAAUAUUUUGAGGAUGGUUUUAAUGUAUAUGCGUAUUUCUUAAGAUAAAUAAAAGAUGUGCAUGUGUCAGCUGGAAAGUAUGUUCCUUUACAAGUCAGAUAUGGUCUGACAGAUGUUUUAUUUGUUUUGUUUUAAUUUAUUUUAUUUUCAUAUAAAAGUUGAUUUCUUUGGAUGGCUUUUCCUAUGGUUGUCAGUAGACACAGAAUCUUAUGACUGUAUUGCAAGUCACUGGAAAAUGAAGGGCUAUAAUACAAAUUUUUAUAGCCUUCAACUAAUUGUGCCUGUAUAAUUUAAUAUUUUGUCUAAUAUAAAACUGAUGUUUUUAAAGCAAAGUUUUAAAGGAAUGGUUUUUAUAGAAAGGCUAAUUUUUAGAUAAAGCAAAAGAAGAUUUUUAAAUAAAGUUUGUUUAAAGCAAAGCUUUAACUAUAGAUAAGUCCCAUUCUAACAUAUUUUUAUGAUACAAGAAUGUUUUCCUAUCUAACUUCUUCCAUCUUAUUUUUCACAGUAUUUCACAUGUGAGGGGCAUGAAUUAUUUUCUGUGUGAAUAAGUUUUAAUGCACAUUGUACUUUAAGAGCACUAGUGUGUAUUUGUUUAGAGUCAAAAUACUGUUCUCCAUACUCAUUCAUUGUACAUUUGUCUUAUUCCAGUGCACAACUUCCCCUUGAAAUCUUGAGUAAUAAAGAUAUGUUGAGGACUAUAAAAUUA